AGAGAGAGAGAGAGAGGAUGAGGAGAGGAAGAGAGAGAAAGAAAGAAGGUAAGGAAAAAGAGAAAGUGGGACAGAAAGAGAGAGAGAGAGAUGUAUAUUUUUUCUGAUUAAUCGCUCUGACGGGGGGCGGAGCGUUCAGUCUCCGUCACCAUGGCAAUCACAGCUCACCAUAAACACAGCGCGAGCCGGUUCGUCGUUCGAGUCACCAUCACUGUCGCGUGAGAGCGGUUGUUCCCGCAACAGCGCGCGAGUGUGUUUGCGGGAGUGAGGGGAAUGACUGCGCGCGACGUGAGUGUGUGUGAGGGAGAGAGAGAAAGACGGGACAGUUGAGCGCGUGGUCACUGGGCUCGCGUUCCGUUCGGCGAAACCGAACCGGCUCUGUGAGGGUCUCACGCGCUACUACUGCUGCUGAUGCUGCUGCUGUUCGCCCGGCGCUCGUGCACACCGUCUCUGGGGUGAAAAAAAAAGAAGAAGAGGAAGAAAAGCAAAAAAAAACCUCGCAAAAGUGUCGCGUCGCGUCGGCGGGUCUGUUGCGCAUUAUUCCAGCAGGGGAGCGCGCGCGCGAUGUGAAAAAAUGCGCGAGAUGGAGGAGCUCGAGAUACCGGGAGAGCACGGCGGCACGGGUACCGUCUAACGAGGACACAGCAAAGUUUUAGGCUCGCGCUGACCACAAACAGGCGCGCGACCGUUGGGGAACUAAUUCUGCACAUCUGGAACAUUGGCCAUUUCUGACACGCGUACGCGCGCACACACACACACACACACGCGCACCACUGCAGAAUCUGAAACACAAACGGGCGAGACGGACUUGCAGACACACACACACACACACACACGCGCGCGCGCACGCUCAGUGUGUGCACAGUCCCGCGUUCCUCCGUGUACGUGUGUGAACGGUGGUCAGGAUGCAGGUGUCCUUCGCGUGCACGGAGCACAACCUGAAGAGCAGGAGCGAGGACCGUCUGUGCGGGCUGCGCUCGGCCCCGCCACCGGGGGGCAGCAGCGGAGGUGGGGGAGGGGCGGGGGGCGGUGGAGGCGGUGGGGGAGGGGUGGAACGGAGCAAUGUACAGGUCAGUAAUGGAAAUUACGCGCAGCAGAACUCCGUCAAAAUCCGCGACAUCACGGGGUCACGAGGUGUGACGCAAGGCCACGCCCACAUGAAGGAGGCUUUUGGCAGACACAGCACCAUGAAAUACAGAAAUUUGGGGAAAUCGGGUCUUCGUGUGUCGUGCUUGGGCCUUGGGACAUGGGUGACGUUUGGCUCGCAGAUUUCCGAUGAGAUGGCAGAGAACCUGAUGACCAUAGCGUAUGAGAACGGUGUGAACCUGUUUGAUACAGCUGAGGUGUACGCUUCAGGCAGAGCUGAGAUCACUCUUGGUAAUAUUAUUAAGAAGAAAGGAUGGAGGAGAUCCAGUUUUGUAGUAACGACCAAAAUCUACUGGGGAGGACAGGCGGAGACAGAGAGAGGCCUGUCCAGGAAACACAUCAUCGAAGGUCUUCGAGGUUCUUUAUCAAGACUGCAGCUGGAUUACGUGGACAUUGUCUUUGCAAAUCGAAACGACGUCAACAGUCCGAUGGAGGAGGUGGUGCGUGCGAUGACGUUUGUCAUAAACCAAGGCAUGGCCAUGUACUGGGGGACGUCCCGCUGGAGCGCUAUGGAGAUAAUGGAGGCGUACUCGGUGGCUCGGCAGUUCAAUCUGAUCCCCCCGGUGUGUGAACAGGCCGAGUAUCACUACUUCCAGAGGGACAAAGUGGAAGUGCAGCUGCCUGAGCUCUACCACAAAAUCGGUGUGGGGGCGAUGACCUGGUCUCCGUUGGCGUGUGGUUUGAUCACCGGGAAAUACAGUGAUGGCGUUCCAGAAUGUUCUAGAGCUGCAAUGAAAGGCUAUCAGUGGCUGAAGGAGCGUGUUCACAGUGAAGAAGGUCGGAGACAGCUGGCUAAGAUCAAAGAGCUCCACCUACUGGCUGACCGACUCGGCUGCACCGCCGCACAGCUCGCUAUUGCCUGGUGUUUGCGCAGUGAAGGUGUUAGUUCUGUAUUGUUGGGAGUCUCAAACGCAGAUCAGCUACUGGAAAACUUGGGAGCGCUGAGGUUUCUCUCUCAGAUGACUCCUCAGACGGUAAACGAGAUCGACGCGCUGCUGGGCAACAAGCCUCACUCCAAGAAAGAGUCCCGCGCGUGAGGAAGGAAACGAGAUGACGAGAACGCAACGACGAGAGCCGAGUGCGAGCGGGACAAAAGGAUGGCUUUCGCUUCCUCCCCUUCCUGUGUACUCCAUCUUCCUGCAUGGCUCCUGCAAACCACCGGGCUUCCAGAACGAUCCGAACCAAACCCACUCUCGAUCUUUUAUAAACAUUUCACAGACACAUCGCUACACCGUUAAAAACAAAAGGAGAGAUUUUCCUCUCUACAAGAAAAAAAAAUACAGACAGACUAAUAUCUGAAUAAGAGAGAACAUCAUGUCUUCCAGGUGAAACACUUCGGAGAAGGGGGCGGAGUUGACAAAAAAAAACUCAGUUCCUUUUCCCAGGAUGCCGUGCAGCAGGCUUUUGGUGCGUGUGUGUGUGUGUGUCUGUGUGCGUAUGUGUAGCUGCUCUUCACUGCCGAUGACGUUAACCCCAACCCCAAGCAGCAAAACACAACUUGUGUGUGUGUGUGUGUGUGUGUGUGUGUGUGUGUGUUAACCCACUUUUCCGCCAACACAGAACCUUUUUAUGAACCGUUCCCACUUUUCCACCAUUUUAAGAGCUGAAUAAUCCGACGAGGGCGUGGCCUAAUGUAGGCAUAAAAAAAAAAAACAACCGUGGUUUUUUUGAGUACUUUAUACAUAGCACAGAGAGUGGCACUGUGCUAAUCAUUUGUCUCGUAGCUGGCUACCUUUAGUUUAACGUUCAUAUUUUGUAUUUGCUAACGUAACGUAACUUAAUUACAUCUCAUAGAGCUAGCACAGAAUGUCAACUCAUGAACUAGUGAGUCGGUAGUGCUGAGGAAUAUUUACGUUAAUAUUAACGUUCACACAAAGGCUGCUAACAUCGCUAGCAUUGUCGCUUUCGUUCCAGAACUAGCGCAAACUCACAGGUUCGGCUAAUCAAGAAUGUGCUAGGUAAAAAAAAAAACCUUAUGAUUUGUUCGUGCCUGUGAAUCAAGUCAAUUGAUUCACUUAAAGGAGUUGUUUAAAAUUUUUGAUUCAUUGAAGGCCAACAGAUUUGUGGUGCUAGAACAGAACCGGAAAUUUGUUGGUUGACAAUCAUAGGACGGUUCUAGAUUAAUGUUCUGCUGCUGUGUCGGUGGAAAAGCAUUGUGUGUGUGUGUGUGUGUGUGUGUGUGUGUGUGUUGACUCAUUCUCAUGGCCUGCAAUAGGAGUCACACAGAACCGACUCAGUGUCAUUUAUUCCUCGUAAUCAUUCUCCCGCCAUUAUUCACAUCCCCCGAAUGGCGGAUGGACAAAUCGCCAUGGCGACGACUGGUGUGCGAAAUGGAGCGAAUGUAUGAACUUAUUUCUUCCUCCAUAGUGUCACCGUGAUUGACAAACUGUGCGCAUGGCCCUUUAAGACAGUCCCCACUCUCUCUCUCUCUGUGUGAGUGUAUGUGUGUGUGUGUGUGUAUGACUCAUGCGAUAACUCUUUUUCUAUCUCUGAAGCAAAAAGUGUCAGAGGUCAAAGGUCAGGGAGACCAGAGAAAUCAUUCUAGACAUCAGUGACAAUGAUAACAUGAAGAGAAACUUCCAUCGUGUGUGUGUGUGUGUGUGUGUGUGUGUGUGUGUGUGUGUGGACGCUGGUCAGUAUGAAGACGUUAGAUGCCAUAAAGCUUGAUUCUUGCUCAUUUUUCUGAAAAAAAAAAAGUUUCAGUGCAGAUGGUGGUGUGUUUCCAUCAGCUGUUAUGGCUGUUUAGGGUCAUUCCUAUCUUCCCAGGGUCCUAUGUUCCCCAGUUCAAUAUUCACAUUAAGUAAACUUUUCAAAAGGUUUUAAGUAGUCGUCAGGACUCCCAGGGCUCUAUUAACUUUAUUACCUUUUAACGUUAAACACCAAAAACACAUUUUAAAUGAAUAACAGCAUACAUUAGUUUAAACAUACAUUACUAUCCAUCCUUCAUCCACACUUGAAAUGUGUGAAAGUUAUUUGUGCUGCUCUAAAAACGGUAAAAAAAAAGUCUACGUUCAUACAUCCAUACAGCUCAACUCCGUGCAUGAACAGUACCGAACUGUUCACAAUAAACUGCAGAAACGCCGGACUGUGGCCUAUAAAACACAGGAAACAGUCAUAAAAGGAACAAAAAGUUAAGGAUGAACAUGUCCCGGUAAAGUAUCGCUCCAGCUUUAAAUCACCUGCUCUAUAUCAUUUCAAGGAUGCACCUCCUGUGUGGAGGCAAUGGUCUGAAGCCCUGACUAUACCGUGUUUUUAUUCUGGUUAGUCGGGCCUCCAAGUCCCUCCACAUCCUACAUAAUUAAAGAGGCAGGAAAAAUAAUCAAUCCUUUUUAUUUUUGCCCCAAGUCACAUGUCAUGGAUGAUGAGGCACACAUCAUCGCCGGUCAAAUUGGGACGUUUUCACGUUUUGCACUUAAGUUAUUACAGAGCGUGCAUUCGUGCAUGAGCAUGUUGUAGGUAUAGGUGGGAAAAGUGGUGCCCUUUUAAAUGUCUUUUAAACAAGUGUUUUUACUUUGCAACUUUACUUUAUUCACAAAACCAUGUUCCAAUCUGGGGAACAUAGAGACGCUCCCGCUCUUUAGCUAUACAUGUUUAGCUACUUCACUGACAACCCAGGCUAGGUAUAUCUAUUUUUAUUAUUUUUAGCUUCCCAUUUUUAUUUUGAUUAAAUAACUGCCCUAUUUCACAACUUUUCUGCAAUAUUUUAAUAGCAAAAAACGGAGGCAUGCUAGCUAGCUAGCUAGCUUUAGCGACUCUAUCCAGUUUGUUUCCAUAAUUGACAUUUCUGUGAAAUCAUUUGAAGCGGGUACGCAACACGUGACCAUGUGAUGGGUUUCAGUUUUCAGCGACUGGACCUGUGUGAAAUGUUGCGCUAUUCUCUACUUAUCCCAAGCAAUAGUUAGCGUUCCUGCCACAGUAGCCGCCAUUUCGACUUCCCAAAUGCUAACAUGCACAAACUUUGUUCUAAAAAAAAAAAAAAAAGGCUUAAUUUUCAAGAUUUACGUGUUUUUAUUUUCUGCUUACGUGUGUUUCGACCAAGUCCCCGUUUACAAAUGAAAUAAAUCAUAAAGUAUGUUUUUACUGAGACACAAAAGACAUGUUUAGCAUUCCUGCAUCUCGUGCCAGGUAUAGCUGAGUGUUUAGCACUAGCGACUCUUUCGUAUAACACACCUGUAUGUCUCAAUCUGUAUGUAUUAUUUUAUUAUUUUUUAUUUUUAGAGUGAAUUGUAGUAACGCUAGUUGCUAGUGUUUGGGAUACAACACACAUUUGCUACAUCAUCGUUUAUUUGGACAACUUGCUUUCGUCCGUACGCUAACUUUCACACCACAGAUUAGCAUAGACAUUAGCAUGAGGAUGGAAGGAUGGGAAACACACUACAGUUUGAGCAGUGAGAUUUAUUUAUGACUGUUAUGAUGUGGAUUUAGCUUUCAGGACACGUAGCGGAGCAUGUUUGUUUAUUAGCCGUGUGUGUGUGUGUGUGUGUGUGUGAGAGAGAGAGAGAGAGAGAAAGAGAAAGCGAGUGAAGCUUUUUUAAUGACACUGGAGGAUCCGUUUUUUCCAGCAAGAUGUCGGGAAUGUAAUCAGAAAGUUUCGUUUGUUUUCGCACCCAGAUGACCGUGUCUGACUCGCUGUCACUCACUUUGAUGGGUUCUGAUGGAAUUUCAUUUGCUGAGUCACUCCACUCAAUGUUCCCUCAUGGACCACUGUGAUUUGGGACACAGCCGCAAAUCUGCCCGGCAACAGCAGACGCAACGCAGCGUCUGGUGGUCUGGUGCUCCUCUCCUCUGCACUCCGUUCAAACCAUUCUAAGCUGUUUGAUUCUUAUGAAGCAACUCAAACGACAUGAUUCAUUUGAUUCACUCGAAUCACCACUCGGAGUGACGAUCCACAAAUAUCCUUCAGGCUUAAAAAAAAAACGUGGACCACCUCCAGUAUCUCAUGCGCACAGUUUCACGGUUCUCAAGAACAAUCUUGGUAUGGUGUGGAGAGUCGAAAAAUCCGAUGUGUUCAUUUGUGAAUUGACUCGAAUCACUUUGUGAACUCUUUGCUCACAAGUUGUGCCGCGUACAGCCGAGAUUCAAGACGGCCGUCUUAUGGUGCACAUCUGAGUUCAAUUUCAUCCAGUGCCAGUUUAUAAAAGCAAUCAAGUCAGGAUGAAGUGCUGACUAAAGAUGAACGAAUCAAUGAAUCAAACAAUCAAUGAAUGAAUCAAAAAUCAGCCUUUGGAUGUAGAAUCCUGUAUUAAUCCUGUAUUUCAGGGCAGUGAUAUGAAUCCCUUUACUGCUGAAGAGAAUCGGCUCGAGUGGCCGCUCUACAAUAAGGACACGUUCAUGAUUAUGUCACUAACCUCAACCGUUUUAUUUAUUUAUUUUAAAAAAUUAAACAUUGUACUUGAGCUGGACCUGAGAGAAGCCGGACUCACGUUCAAACGCGAAUGCUUUGAAUGGUUUCUUUUUUUUUUUUUCAUGUGAUGUAUUAUAGUUAGCAAGAUCUUAGUUAUACGAAGACGAAGAUCUGACCUGAGCAGCGUACAUACACGUUUAGAGCACAGAAAAAAAAAUCCUCCGUAACCCUGCCUGUGUCUGUUCUAUUUUAAUGUCUUGCACCAAGAAAAAAAAAAAAAAAUGAUUCACUCAAACCCUGUAUCGAAUGUAUUCAUGCUUGCCUUUAAAAUGUCUGAAGAAACUCACUGCAAUGUUUUUAGGCUCUUUAAUCAAUGUCAGAUGUGUCGUGUGAUUGUGCACCUCAGUGUAAGUACACACAUUUGCACCGUUUUCGGACGUUCGGAAUUACUGGCACCCUUCACGGAUAAUGAGCAAAAAUGAAUAGCACAUGCGACAAGCGCUGUUUU
Molecule: messenger RNA, 6998 nt
Organism: Ictalurus punctatus (channel catfish)
Lineage: Eukaryota; Metazoa; Chordata; Actinopteri; Siluriformes; Ictaluridae
Product: voltage-gated potassium channel subunit beta-2
Exons: 14
Coding region: 906-2183 (425 amino acids)
Biological process (GO): transmembrane transport; regulation of potassium ion transmembrane transport; potassium ion transport
Cellular component (GO): cytoplasm; voltage-gated potassium channel complex; membrane
Molecular function (GO): voltage-gated potassium channel activity; potassium channel regulator activity; transmembrane transporter binding
Source: RefSeq, a predicted model, not a curated record